GUCGAAAAAGAGGGGGGUUAAAAAGCUUCCACCUUUGCCCUCUCCUUCCUUCCUUCCCUUCUCUCGCUCUGCAUUCCAUUCCAAGAACUCCCCCCAGCUUCGACCACCAGCAGAAGAAGAAGGCAACCUCGAGUCCCUUCCCUCGCCCGUCGCGCCUCCGCUAGGGUUUCCGAUUCGACCCCCCUCGAAGGCAAUGGAGCCCGGCCUCAACGACCUCAACGAGCCCCACUCGAUGGGCACCACCAUCAUCGGCGUCACCUACAACGGCGGCGUCGUCCUCGGCGCCGACUCCCGGACCAGCACCGGGAUGUAUGUUGCCAACCGGGCGUCGGACAAGAUCAGCCAGCUGACGGAUAAUGUGUACGUUUGCCGCUCCGGAUCGGCGGCAGAUUCUCAGGUUCUCUCGGACUAUGUCCGUUAUUUCCUCCAUCAACACACUAUACAGCUGGGUCAGCCUGCAACUGUCAAAGUUGCUGCAAAUCUUGUCAGGCUGAUAUCUUACAAUAACAAGAACAUGUUGCAAACUGGACUCAUAGUUGGUGGAUGGGACAAGUAUGAAGGUGGUAAAAUCUACGGAAUUCCUCUCGGUGGUACAAUUGUAGAGCAGCCUUUUGCUAUUGGAGGAUCUGGCUCCAGCUACUUGUAUGGAUUCUUUGAUCAAGCUUGGAAAGAAGGGAUGACCAAGGAGGAGGCUGAGCAACUGGUGGUCAAGGCUGUUUCCCUUGCAAUUGCACGAGAUGGUGCUAGCGGUGGUGUUGUUCGCACUGUUACUAUAAAUUCUGAGGGAGUGACUAGAAACUUCUACCCUGGUGACACCCUUCCGCUGUGGCAUGAGGAGCUGCCAGCCCAGAACUCACUGCUGGAUAUUCUGAGUGCUCCCAGCCCCGAGCCAAUGAGCACUUAAAUUGGCAGAGCGCAGGAUGCAAGUUUUAGCCUAUGUCAAAUCUCUCUUUCCCUGUUGUUCCAAAACAGGAUCUCUGUGCAACUCUUUGCAGACUGUAUACAGCACCUGUGUCGUUGGCGCAUGGAAUAUCUUUUACUGUGUAGAGUCAUUGAUGAUUAACUCCAUUCAAGUUGCUUGGCUGCUGAUGGCUUUUGUUGUUUGUGGGUUAUGAUGACUACAAGAGAAUCAGUGAAUCAAGUAAAAUGAAUGACAUCAUGACUGGAUUUAAUUUCUCCUGACAAA
Eucalyptus grandis is the source of this 1186-nucleotide messenger RNA. RefSeq names its product proteasome subunit beta type-6. The transcript has 8 exons. The coding region runs from base 194 to 904 and encodes 236 amino acids. Gene Ontology annotation, cellular component: proteasome core complex. The record is from RefSeq and is a predicted model, not a curated record. NCBI's taxonomy places the organism in Eukaryota, Viridiplantae, Streptophyta, Magnoliopsida, Myrtales, Myrtaceae. Gene Ontology annotation, molecular function: threonine-type endopeptidase activity.